Messenger RNA from Mercurialis annua (annual mercury), 5561 nucleotides. RefSeq lists its product as uncharacterized. The transcript has 25 exons. The record is from RefSeq and is a predicted model, not a curated record. Gene Ontology annotation, biological process: cytoskeleton organization; regulation of cell shape; regulation of transcription by RNA polymerase II. Lineage: Eukaryota; Viridiplantae; Streptophyta; Magnoliopsida; Malpighiales; Euphorbiaceae. Bases 320 to 5329 code for a protein of 1669 amino acids. Gene Ontology annotation, molecular function: protein binding. Gene Ontology annotation, cellular component: nucleus.
AACCAUUACAUCGAAAAAUCUCGUAAAAUAUUUUACGGAUUAAUAAAAAAAAUCCCUCCAAUUUCUUCAUUAAAUUUCAUUUCGCGUGUACAGAAAAAACGACUCACAGAAAGAAAUCAAGAACAACAGCAAACCAAAUUUUAAAAUGUAACAGUGCUCUCUCUUCACAUCCCUCAUCCUCAAUCCGCCAUUAAAAUUUGAUUAACUCUGAAGCAAUUUCAUGAAUCCCUCUGCAUCACUGCCUUGACUUGACUGCAAGAAGAAGAAGCUCGGCGUUUCUCAUCUCCAUUCAAGGUAAUUUUAAUGGUUGUACAAAUAAAUGGACUUGCGGAUUUGUGCCUCUUCUAUUAGUAAGGCGCCUUUAUGUUCUCCGAAAAACAUGGUGGAGAAGGCCUCUACAAGACAAAAGAGGCCUGAUUUUGAUCUAGACCUUAGGGAAGUUUAUUUUCUGAUUUUGAGUUUCAUAUCUUCUGGGCCUUGUCAAAGGACUUAUAGUGUGUUUAAGGAUGAACUCUUGGAACAUGAGCUUCUUCCAAGAAGAUAUCAUGCAUGGUUUUCAAGAAAAGGUGAAUGUAGUGGAGAUGAUGAUGAUGCUGGUGUGUCUCUUCCUUUAAGCUAUAAUAAAUUAACGGAGAGGUAUCCUCAUAUUGAGAAAGAUCAUUUGAUAAAGCUUUUGAAGCAACUGCUACUGCAUGCAGACUGUCCUGUGGAUAGCAGAGAUACAGCUAAUUCUACAAAUGCAGCUGAUGUUGAUGUUCCAAGUGCAGCCGAUGUUCCUACUCUGUUGGGAUGUGGUUCCUUUUCGCUUUUGGAUUCUGAUAGGAGUAUGUACAAGCAAGUUAAGUGUCUGCCUGUGCACCUGCGUUGGCCUCAUAUGCAGGCAGAUCAGGUGCAUGGUUUAGGUUUAAGGGAAAUAGGAGGAGGUUUUGUAAAGCACCAUCGUGCUCCUUCCAUUCGGUCAACAUGCUACACAAUUGCUAAGCCAUUGACUAUGGUGCAAAAGAUGCAAACCAUUAAAAAGUUGAGGGGACACCGUGAUGCUGUCUAUUGUGCUAUAUUUGACCGGUCUGGGAGAUACGUAAUUACUGGUUCAGAUGAUCGUCUUGUCAAGAUUUGGUCUAUGGAAACUGCAUUUUGCUUGGCAAGCUGCCGAGGGCAUGAAGGUGACAUCACUGACUUGGCUGUAACUUCAAAUAACACUUUAGUGGCAUCUGCUUCUAAUGAUUUCAGCAUCCGAGUUUGGCGCUUGCCAGAUGGGGUGCCGAUUUCAGUCUUGAGGGGUCACACUAGUGCUGUUACUGCCAUUGCAUUUAGUCCCAGGCCCAAUGCUGCAUAUCAGCUUCUAUCGUCAUCGGACGAUGGAACUUGUCGAAUCUGGGAUGCGAGAUACUCCCAAUGCAAUCCACAAAUUUUUGUGCCAAGACCUUCAGAUGGUUUUUCUGGUAAGAACAAUGGGCCGUCCUCAAGCAAUGGUACACAAAGCAAUCAGAUAUUGUGUUGUGCUUACAAUGCCAAUGGCACUGUCUUUGUCACUGGUAGUUCUGACACUUAUGCAAGGGUUUGGAGUGCCAGCAAAUCUGGCCCAGAUGAUUCCAAUCAAACAAUUCAUGAGAUUGAGGUGUUAUCUGGUCAUCAGAAUGAUGUCAACUAUGUUCAGUUCAGUGGCUGUGCUGUUGCUUCAAGAUCUUCAUUCUCCGACAUUUUGAAGGAGGAGAAUGUUCCCAAAUUUAAAAAUUCCUGGUUCUGUCAUGACAACAUAGUUACAUGCUCUCGUGAUGGAAGUGCAAUUAUAUGGGUUCCUAAGUCACGUAGAUCCCAUGGUAAGUCUUUACGUUGGGAAAAGUCAUUUCACCUGAAAGUUCCACCUCCCCCAUUGCCUCCGCAACCUCCCCGGGGAGGUCCCCGUCAGAGAAUUCUCCCAACUCCUCGCGGUGUUAAUAUGAUUGUGUGGAGCUUGGAUAAUCGCUUUGUGCUGGCAGCUAUAAUGGAUUGCAGAAUAUGUGUUUGGAACGCCUCAAAUAGUGCUUUAGUUCAUUCUUUGACUGGUCACACAGCAUCUUCUUAUGUUUUAGAUGUCCAUCCUUUCAAUCCUCGGAUAGCUAUGAGUGCUGGGUAUGAUGGAAGGACAAUAGUCUGGGAUAUAUGGGAAGGAAUUCCUAUUCACAUAUAUGAAAUUGGAUUUGGACGUCUCAAGUUGGUUGAUGGGAAGUUUUCUCCGGAUGGGUUGUCAAUAGUACUUUCAGAUGAUGCUGGCCAGAUACACUUCAUAAACACAGGCCAGGCUGACUGCCAAAAGGAUGCCAAAUAUGAUCAGUUCUUCCUAGGGGAUUAUCGGCCUCUUAUCAGGGAUUCUUCUGGAAAUGUGCUUGAUCAGGAGACACAGCUCCCUCCAUAUCGAAGAAACAUUCAAGAUCUUCUCUGUGAUUCCAGUAUGCUUCCAUACCCAGAACCUUAUCAAACUAUGUUCCAGAAGCGUCGACUUGGUGAACUAGGUGUGGACUGGCAUCCUCCAUCCAUGAAAUUUGCUGUUGGUCUAGAUUUCAGUCUAGGCUUUGAUUAUCAAUUGCUUCCUUUGGAGGACUUGGAUAGAUUGAUUGAGCCUCUCCCAGAGUUUAUAGAUGCUAUUUAUUGGGAACCAGAAAAUGAAGUCAUAAGUGAUGACAAUGACUCAGAGUAUAAUGUCACAGAGGAUUGCGCCAGUGAAGGUGAGCGAGGUAGUUUAUGUUAUAGCUCUGCCAGCGAUCCAGAUUGUAGUAUGGAGGACAUUGACAUUGAAAGAAGUCAGCAAGGGGGCUUUCCCCGAUCAAGAAGAAGAAAACAAAAAGCUAAACUGAUUGAAUUCUCUGGGAGGCGUGUUAGGAAGAGGAAUUUGACUGAGCGCGAUGACUCAGUAUAUGGGAGCAAUGGAGCUAAGAAAUUUAAAAGUGCCCGAAAAGUCUCUAAGAGGAAGUCUUCAAAGGCAAUUUCAUCUAGACCUCAGCGUGUUGCUGCACGCAAUGCUCUAACUAUGUUCCCCAAAAUGACUGAAACAUCUACAGAUGGAGAUGAUGAAGACAACUCGGAGGAAGCUGCAUCCAGCAGCGAAUCAGGACUGCUAGAUUCAGACAUUGAAAGCGACAUGAAAAACAUGCCAGUUGAAUAUGCGAAAGAAGAAAAGCUUGCAGUACUUGAGGUUGAAGACAUAGCUAAACCUCCCAAACUUGUUGAAUCUCAGUCAAAUUCUGGAAGUAAGAAAAAAUUAAUCGUCAAGCUUUCAUUCCGUUCUAAGAAGCCUGUGUCUCCAAAAGAUAGCGUAGUCAAGAUUGAGAGACAGGGUGAUCAAGAGAUUCCAUCUCCAGGACCUUUACCAGAAUCUAAUAUUGAUUUAAGAUAUAAAGAUCCGGGGUCAUCUUCCUCAGAUGCUAUUGAUGUGAAGCCGUCUCAAAAUUGUAAUAGAGUUCAUAUUACAGGUGUAACACACCAUGAAAAGGUUGAACAUGACAUAAAGGGAUCCGCAGUGGACAGUGGAAGUAAAAUUAGACUGGGAGAGGUCACGAACCAAACAUUCCAGCAUUCCAGAUUAGAAAUGCUGCCAGGUGUUCAAUCUGCUACUUUCAAUGCCAAUUCUGAUGCAUGUAUGGAGAGCUGGAUUGACGCUAACGGGGAUGAGGACCAGUUUCAAUUAGAUCAAGAUGGUGCAAAAUCUGAAGAGCCUGUGUUUUCUGGUGUAAUACAGAGACCUUUGACAAUUGCAUCAUCAUCAUCAUCAUCAUUAGGUGAUCUUCAAUCAAAAUCUGGUGCUUCUGCUGUCACUUGUACUAGAACUCCUGACGAGGGAGCCAAAGAUUUGUCUGUAUCUGAUAAAUGCAGAGGUUUUGAUUCACUUGCUGAAAAUGAAUUUGCUGGCACAAGCAAUGGUCAGGGAUUGAAAGAGAACCCUCCUCGAAAGAUAACAAAAUUAAAGAUCAAAACUUCCUCCAAACUGAAAUCUCUGAGAGAAGUGAAUGAUAGUACACAUCAGGAUGCAGUUGGUCUAAUGUCAGAAAAUCCAUCUUACCUUCCCGUGCAAAAACAGCUUUUGGGAUUAUGGAAAAAGGAUGAAGGUUCCAGUAAAUUAACAAAAGGAAUUCCGCACAUGGACGGGGCUAAUUUAGAAGAUUUGGAUUAUGUUUUGCAAAAAAAUCCUUCAGAUGCAAUACUUAGAACAAAAUCAGUGAAAUUGAAGGCAACUACAAGGGAACCACAUGAUAUAAGGAUGAAAGAAUAUGCAGGAACAUCAAAGAACGAUGAUAUUCAGCCCCAUCCUGAAGAAAAGAUUUUAAAUUCUAGAAUGACUGAAAGGUCAAGAUCUGCUAGAAACAUGCAAGAUGAUGAUGACCCCACAUGUCCGAUGUCAAGGAAAUUGACCGACUCUGUAAGGAAAUUGUCAUGGCUAACUCUUUCAAAGCUUGAGGGUGGAUAUCGUUAUAUUCCUCAGCUAGGUGAUGAAGUUGUAUAUUUUAGACAGGGACAUCAACAGUAUAUUCAAUCAGCAACUAGCUCACAAAAAUGCGUUCCUUGGAGUUCAAAUAAGGGUUAUGUUAGUGCUGUGGAAAUUUGCAGUGUUGAAAGCCUCGAAUAUGACACCGGUCCUGGCGGGGAUAGCUGCUGCAAUAUCAGACUCAGAUUUGUCAGUCCUUCAUCUGGUGUAUUUGGUCAAGAGUUUGAUUUGACCCUCCCUGAACUAUUAGAUUUUCCUGAUUUUAUUAUUGAGAAAGCAUGGUAUGAUGCUACUAUCGGUAGAAACUGGAUGUGUGGGGAUAAUUGCCAAGUGUGGUGGAGAUAUGACAACGGGGAAGGCGGUAGGUGGUGGGAGUGUACAAUCAUUUCUUCCAAGGCAAAGUCGGAGGAGUUUCCUGAUAGUCCUUGGGAGAGAUACAAUGUAAAGUACAAUAAUGAUUUUAGUGAACAACAUUGGCACUGUCCCUGGGAACUGCAUGAUCCUGAAAUGCCAUGGGAGCACCCCAUUAUUGAUUUUGAGAUUCGAGAAAAGCUGCUGUCUUCUUUUGAAAAAUUAGAGCUGUCAGGAAGCAGAAAAAAGGACUCUUAUGGAAUCCGAGCAUUGAAUGAAAAUUCUCAAAAGCUGGAGUUUUUCAACAGGUAUCCAGUUCCGCUGUGUCCUGAAAUUAUCCGGUCAAGGGUAGAAAACAACUAUUACCGGACGGUAGAAGCAGUGAAGCAUGACGUUAACGUGAUGAUGAAUAAUGCUCGAUCUUAUUUUGCUAGAAAUAGAGAAGUAUUACACAAGAUGAAGAAGCUAUCAGAUUGGUAUUGUAAGAAGCUUUCAAAAAUAUUAGGCACUGAACCAUAACCUUAUUUUAUCUUUUGUGAUGUUUAAUAGUUUUAAACCUUUUUUAUACCCAAAAAAGAAAAGCAAAAUGAAUCCGACCACAUAGGUAUAAAUUUAGAAUAGAAUUAUUUUUUCUUUUUAGAGUUUUUUUUUAAAGGUAGUUGAUUUUGUUUAAACAAUGACCAUAAAAAGGUCGUCAGAUGCUAAAGUGGUCUAAUUACUAAAUGAAUUAUGAACUUCCCUUUUAUUUUAA